This is a messenger RNA of Arabis nemorensis, 570 nucleotides long. NCBI's taxonomy places the organism in Eukaryota, Viridiplantae, Streptophyta, Magnoliopsida, Brassicales, Brassicaceae. The record is from the annotation of a GenBank genome assembly.
AUGAAAAACAGAACAAUCACCUGGACUCAAAGUAUGUGGAGGCUAUUUUUUCUCAUCGAACGUUCUUGUAAACUGCGUGAGCCUGUUCUUUUUGUUGGUGACACUGGAGGAGGCAAAACAACAAUCUGCCAACUACUAAGCGAUUAUAAGGAGCUAAGAUUGCACAUCCUCAACUGUCAUCAAUACACAGAAACAUCUGAUUUCCUUGGUGGGUUCUUUCCUGUGAGAGACAGAUCCAAAUUAGUCACUGAAUACGAGAAUCAAGUCAACCAGUUGAAGUGCUCUGAGAUAUUGGCGCCUUUUGGCCAAGAUAUUGACCUUUCUGCAGAUAUUGGUAGAGCUGAAGUGUUGAUCAAAUCAAUAGAGGAAAUUCUGGAGAAGUACAAAAAUGAUUCAGUAAUAGGAGUUCUUGAGCAAAUAAGGAACAAUAUGGUGAUGCUGUAUCAAAAGUGGCGCGCAAUUUUUGUGUGGCAAGAUGGGCCCCUUGUGGAAGCGAUGAGAGCUGGAAAUAUUACACCAACCACAUGCAGGAAUUUGAAGAUCCUGAGAUUGGUGGAUUCGAAUUCUUAG